AUGGACCCGUCGGACAUAAGACUACAUCUUGGCCGUCCUGUGGGUGACGUCACGCAGGUCGAUUUGCGCUCCUUAGAGCGACCGGUGGACGUUCUGGCGGUUGGGCCCCCGUGCCCACCUUGGUCAGCCCAAGGAAAGCACAUGGGCAAGGGGGACAUGCGCGCACAGGUAUUCCAUCGGAUCCUCGAUUGGGUGUUCUACAUGGUGCACUGCUGUGGGCUUCUAUGCGCCAUCGUGGAGAACGUGCCUGGGAUUAAAACUGUUCUGGCGGACGGCCGGGAGGCGCCGAUCGAUCAGUAUGUCAGGCUCUUGGAGCAGCACGUGCCUGAGUUUACGUGGCGCGUUGAGACAUUGAAGUUGGUGGACUAUCUAUGCCCUCAGAACCGCGCGCAACAACGAAAUCUGAAGGCUUACGAGAAUCGCAUUCGCAGCCUGGUCGAGGAGGGCCGCGCGCCCCGCAACUCGACGGCAGUGGCGUCCUUUGACCGGGCAGAAGGGAUGGGCUUCAAUACCACGCUCUCGGUCGAUGUUUCCCCGACGUUGACCUGCCGUUCCUUUUAUUUCGCGGUCCUGUCGGUCGAAGACGUUGUCAGCGACACUCCCGAUGAAAACCGCCGAUUGUUUAGAAAACUGACCAGCCCAGAGCGCUUCGCUCUGCAGGGGUUCCCGCCUUCCACAGCUUUGCAGAUCGAUUCCAAGCUCGCAGUGUUCAGCACGGGGAACGCGUAUCCCCCACCGCUGUUGUUGGCAGUUCUAGCACCACUCCUGAAGAGGAUG
Molecule: messenger RNA, 777 nt
Organism: Prorocentrum cordatum
Lineage: Eukaryota; Dinophyceae; Prorocentrales; Prorocentraceae
Source: the annotation of a GenBank genome assembly